Messenger RNA from Formica exsecta, 5058 nucleotides. Its product is annotated as MAP/microtubule affinity-regulating kinase 3-like. The record is from RefSeq and is a predicted model, not a curated record. Gene Ontology annotation, molecular function: ATP binding; tau-protein kinase activity; protein serine/threonine kinase activity. Gene Ontology annotation, cellular component: cytoplasm. Gene Ontology annotation, biological process: microtubule cytoskeleton organization; protein phosphorylation; intracellular signal transduction. The transcript is spliced from 10 exons. NCBI's taxonomy places the organism in Eukaryota, Metazoa, Arthropoda, Insecta, Hymenoptera, Formicidae. The coding region runs from base 472 to 2634 and encodes 720 amino acids.
AAUGGCCGGGGUGACGGUGUACGAGGGGGCGGCGAGGGCGCCGACACCGUCGAAGCGGCACGGCACCGGGGGGGUGGUAACAUGGCCGUCGGUCAGUCGGUAUCGAACCGCCGUGCCGUGCGGAGCUCCCUACGUUGAGUCUCGCUCUCGCGUAAGCACGGCUCCGAUCCGCUCCGUUCGGUUCUCGAGCUUCGAGCUAGUGGACGGACCCGCCGGAUAUUUGACAGAUGCGCGCGCGCGCGCGCGUUAUGACGUCCGGCGCUCACCGAUGGCUCCCCGCGCAUCCCCGGAGCGCGUCCACCUCGUCGCCGUCGUCGCCGAUUGUUUCGUAAAGCGCGUUCACCGGGCGACCACCGUUCCCGCGGACGAUCGGUAAUUCUCGAGCCAGGAAGGAUUAGUGAUAGAGCAUUGGGAGAAGAAGAAUUAGUUUAAUUAGAACUUACAAGAGUUGAAAGAGAAAUCGACGUGAAUAUGGAUACUGGACCUACACAGGGUAAAAAGCAAAUCCGCGUGGGAUUUUACGAUAUCGAAGGAACUAUCGGCAAAGGCAACUUUGCCGUUGUAAAAUUGGCUAGACAUCGAAUCACGAAAACCGAGGUGGCUAUCAAGAUAAUCGAUAAAACUCAAUUAGAUCCUACUAAUCUAGAAAAAGUUUAUAGAGAGGUUGAAAUUAUGAAGCAGCUGGAGCAUCCGCAUAUCGUUAAAUUAUAUCAAGUCAUGGAAACAAAGAACAUGAUUUACAUGGUGUGCGAAUACGCGAGCAAAGGCGAGAUAUUCGACUACAUAGCGCGGUACGGAAGAAUGGGAGAGCCCAGAGCACGUGCGACAUUUGCCCAGAUACUCUCCGCGGUCGAAUACUGCCACGUAACGGGUGUAGCGCAUCGUGACCUGAAGGCAGAGAACUUACUUCUCGACGCUCAGAUGAACGUAAAGAUCGCCGAUUUUGGCUUCAGUAACAGAUUCGCCCCGGGAGAGCGAUUGAGCACAUGGUGCGGUAGCCCACCUUACGCUGCUCCCGAAGUUUUCCGAGGAAAGCACUAUGCCGGACCUGAAAUUGACGUAUGGAGUCUGGGUGUUGUGUUGUAUGUGUUAGUAUGUGGUGCACUGCCUUUUGACGGAUCAACUCUUCAAUCAUUGAGAGAUCGCGUGUUAAGCGGCAGAUUUAGAAUUCCUUACUUUAUGAGUACAGAUUGUGAAAGCCUAAUACGCAAGAUGUUGGUGUUGGAACCUUCCAAACGAUAUACCAUUCCACAAAUUAAGAGGCACCGUUGGAUGGCGGGAACGGCGGAUAGCAUUUGUUCGGUGAUCGUAACACGGCCAUCGUCUUCUAUUCAGGAACCAAAUGAGCAAAUACUUCGAUUAAUGCAUAGCUUAGGAAUAGACAUUAGUCGUACUAGGGAGUCCUUACGAAACAGCAGCUAUGAUCAUCAUGCUGCUAUCUAUUUCUUACUGCUAGAAAGAUUGAAGCAACAUCGCGUCAGCAGUACCAUUAAUAAUACCUGCUGGUCUACUGUUGCAAGAACAAAAGAAGAUAAAUUUAAAUCGAGAGGAAGAGAAGAUACCGGUAGAGGGAGUAAAAGAUUUAGCUCGACGAGUUCCUCAACCGAUGAAGGUUGUUGUAGCGCGGAGGGCGAUUUGGAGGAAGGUCCGAGCGGCGACGAGCUGCGCGAAGCACAGAUCAAACUCGAAGAACACCGAUUAGGCCUAGAUCACGAUAUCAGUCAACGAAUUGACAGCCAGAUAGUCAAUCGAAGAUUAAGUGACUAUCAACAUCAUUUUGAUAACCCGCUUAUGGAUCCUAUUGAUCCACCCAGUCGAACGACCCUGUUUAUGGCGGGCGGCAGCGGUAGCUCGUCGUCGGAACUCUUCGAGUCCAGCUUCGAUUCUGGCUGCCCGCCAGAUUACACGGGGACGAAUUGUUUUACGAGCAGUCUACCGUCUUGCACGCCACCGCCACCCAAGAGUCCAUCCCCCAUCACUGGUAGAAUAUCCCGGGUCUCUCAGGGACGAAGAGCAUCCGACGGUGGACCUAGAUUACUGUUCUGUCAGCAGAGUGUCGGCGACAGGCCGUCCAAGCAGAGAAGUAUUCAAGAUUCAGGAAAAGCUCGAGGUCAUUUAGAUCUAGUCCAUCUUAGGCCACCGUCCACACCACCCGAUAAUCAGCAGCAAUUUAAGAUGCGCGGCGAUUCGGGCACGCAGCUGCAGCUUUUAGUGCAGCAGCGUAUGUUGCAGCAAAAGCGUAACUUAUAUCAUCGGCACAGAGGCGGUGGUAGUCCGACUCCGAUUCCAGUUUCAACCGGAAGCGGCACCAGCAGACGCGCCGAUCACGUACCGAGACAAGACAGCUACAAACUGGCGCAACGAACGCAAAUCUUGCCGCCUCUCUCUCAAGGACAUGUUGACAGAAACUUCGAUAGAAAUAGGAAACGGGACGAGGAAAGAUGGAAGAGUCUACCGUCCCGAUUAGCAGCGGACUGCCAGUUGGCGGAGAGGUCGCUAAUAUGGAGCCAACAGGUGGGCCUUAGCGGAGGCGCGUCUUACUUACCACCGGGCAGUGUAGGUGGUUUCUUAUGGCCCACUACAAGCAAUCCACAUUCAACCAUCUUCGAAAAUGUAGGGGAUCCAAUGGAAUAAGCCUCCGCUCUAUCGUUGUUAGUAAUUAUCUUGAGAUCUUGCGUAUGAAAAGCCGGUUGAAUUACAUAAACUAUUGCUCUCAGCAGUAUUUCCUCCUUUAGCAGUAUUCCCUAGUCUUUCCACGUUGACUUUCAUUAACAUAGCUGCAUAUCAUUUUGCAUUGGAUAGAGAGAAAUGUUAAGAUGUAUAUUAUAUGAAGAAUUUAGUAAAACGUUCAGUCUCUCGUCUGUAAUAAUUGUAUUUCUUUACAUACUCAAGAUCUCCGAUUAGAUGUACGGUACAUGUUACUGAAUGCCAAAGAUUUACACUUGUGUGCUUUUAUUGGUCCGAAUAAACGUCGGUGCGAAGAAGAUUUGGCUAAAGCACUAAAAAUUGUAUAAAAUGUUUCAUAUAUAAGUUGUUUGCUACAAUGCUGUUUUACAAAGUUAUCGCUACUGUACUAUAUGUCUCUCUGCAUGGAUAAAUAUAUGGAGAAUACGUAUAUAUGGCAUUAAAAAGAAAAAAGAAAAGUUUUUCAUGCAGAGUAAUCUUUGUCAUACAGUAACACGUGUACCUGCCUUAUUGAAACGACUGAUUUUAUCAGUCAAAUAUCCAAUUAUAUCAUAGACUGAUAAUUAAAGCGAAACACCAAGUUCAGUUGAAGAGCAAGUGGCAUAUGACUUGUCUUACAACAUCCGCUAUUGAGAAUAUAAUGCGAGAAAGAGAAAAAAAAAAGAGAGAAAAACUACAAAAAACUACUUUUUAAUUAACAAGUUUGCGGAUAGAUUUACAAAGCUUAGAACCUAUUCUUUUCUGCAAUCGUUCAUGUGUGCAAAAUAAAUAACAGAGAACAAUAUAUACCAAUUACGCAAUAUAAGUCCUUAGAGGAUAUUCUGUACUGCCAAUAAGCGAGAGAAAUAUAUGAAUGCUCAAGUCGUCGACAAGAUGUUAUAAAUAUGUUGUAGUGUAAGGUAUAAAAAAAACAAAAUAUCGACGACACACAAAAGACAAGACAAUGUCAACAACAUACUGACAAUGAGAUAGAAUUAAAAUUCUUUUUUCAUAGCAAAGCAAAACAAGUACUAUGCCACUUUCGCUUUUCCAUUGAUUUAAUCGAAGAGUGGAAAUAAGACGCGUGGAUUAAAAGAUCAGAACGUUAUGUUUUCUCAAUAAGCGUUCCACUGUACAAAAUUAGAGACGUUUUUCUCUUCCACUCUUCAUAAUGGUGACUAUAGGUGAUAGAAAAUAAUAACAGAAAACAAUAAUAUUAGCAGUAAACAGUAAUAAUUAACGUGUAUCACAUAGAAGUGCUGCAUUCUGAAAAAGAUGUUUGAAUAAAUGAUUUAUGUGAUCGAUAUAUUUCCUACAUAAACAUAAGUUAACUAAUAAUUUUGUAUACGUUAUCUCUUUCUAGAAAUAUUUAUAGCCAUAUUGCAUUAACAGCUGCACUACUUUUAUACAAAUGUCUUUCAUAAACAUUCACCCGUACACUGUCUAAAUAUUAUUUCUUCUAAACAGGAUAUUUUCCAUUUCAAUAGCUCUGUUUUAUGAGCUUUUUGCAUGAUUAUAAUUAUUAGAAGAUGUUGAAGAGAAACAAUAAUGAUUACGAGACCGUUUGUACGUUUGAUAUGAAUACAGCACUUAAAAAAAAAAAACAAUAUAUACACAUACAUAUAUUAAUAGAAUCUAAUAAUCUAGUCAGUAGUAAGCAAUACCGGCCGCGCACAACUGACAACGACUUUACUAUUCGAAUUUUUCGCCAUUUUUUACCUGACAGAAAACAAUCAAACUUCGCUCAAAAGCCAUUUAAUAAGUGAAACAUAACUGUUAAGUUAGCCUAAUCACAAAUCCAUUAUCCGCAAACGGAUUCAUUGACGCAAGAUAUCUAUGAAUCUCAGGAAUUGAAAAUCAAUUUUGGCAUUAUUGAAUUGUCAUACUUGUCAUUGUUUUUUGGACUUGUACAAGUCCUUUCGAUUGCAUAAGACGAAAGCCCGGUACAACGCAAACGUUGUGUUUUAUAAUAGCAAAAAAUUAAUUUCACUUGUCCAUUGGAACAUUGCGCAAAUUCAAUUACACGACUCUCGCGGAAGUUUUUGCGACAAUUAUAUAUGUGAUAUAUACUAUCGUUUUAUAAUGUAUAAGCUAUUGUUUUAGAACAAUGUAAUAUGUUUAAGGAUUAUAAUGGAAGUAAUUAUUUGCUAUCAAGCACUGACUGCCAUAUAAAAAAGUUGUCAUAAAAACAAAAAAUUGAUCUGGGAGAUAAGUCGCUUAUAAUGUAUACAAUAUAACAAAUUCUGUUCUUCAUGCUCUUAGCAAAGUGCGUACAUAAUAUCACUUUUAACAGUCAUAUACGAUAGUAAGUAGUUACUUUUUGUAAAAAUUGCAAAAUUGUGAACGUAUGUAUACAUGCGAGUUAUAAAUAAAACAUAUACAGACUGAAAUUCA